AUGGAUUGGUGGGAACUGGAGUUAGAUGACUACUGCAAGGACCAGGAAGAGUCAGUGCUUAGAGGAACUGCCUAUGAGAAACAUCAUGGAGGCACUGGACGGAGGAUUCACUACGUGGUCAGUAAAGGGGGCAGCGAGGCUCUGCUGCAGGCCCUGGCCACGGCUGCCCGGACAGAGCCGCCUGACCACGGCACCCUCCUGCCCCUGCUGCGCCUGCUGGCCAGGGUGGGCCAACGAGAUAGGAAGUUUGGGCUUAAAGUGCAGAAGGCAGAAGCCACUGAUAUAAUACUGAGCUUGACCAGAAGACACCUGGGCCACCACCUGCACCUCACCCACUGCCUCUGGGUGCUGAGGGUUUGUGCUUCUAAUGUUACCACGGGAACUAUGCUGGGCAUCAAUGGAGCCAUGGAGCUGCUUUUCAAAGUCAUCACUCCCUACAGCAAGAGGCACGUCAGGACGGUCAGGGCAGCCAUUGGGGCUCUGGCAGCUCUGCUGAAAUCAAAGUCCAACAGCCGCAGGGCAGUGAACAGAGGCUACCUGGGGGAAUUGCUGAGGCUCUACCAAGACUGGCACCGCAAUGAUGUCUCCAACAACUACAUUUACAUCCGCAGGGGCCUCCUGCUCUGCCUGAAGUACAUCACCAACAUCCAGCUGGGCAGGGAGACUUUCCUUGGUUCCCGGGGAAUGGAGAUUCUCUUCACAAGUGUGCAGGACUGUUUAUCUUGUAAAAAUCUGGAUCCUAUCAUAACUACUGCGACUCACAUUCUGAGAAAGUGCUACCCCAAGGAGCAUCUGCCUGUGGUGACUGUAAGGAGUUCCUAUUCCUUCCCUCUUCCUGGGAAUGCCAGUGCUGAACCUCCAUGUGAGGGAUCUGAAGGUGACAGUGAAAGUGAAGGAGAGGAAGAGGAUGAAAAAGACUGGGAUAAUGAGGAUGUGGAGAGUAAAGAGGAGGACUGUGACUUGGAGACAGAUGUGAAUAAAUUGAGGUCAAGGCCAGUGCUUGACCGGCCAGAACAAGAACUUGAAAAAUAUGAAGCUCUGUGUGCAGAACUUUUCCAGAAUUUUCAGGAGCUUGAAUUUGAGUCUGAGGAAAAGAAGAGCUUGGAGGACAGGACUGAGAGUCUUCCCUCUGCUCCCUCUCAUUUCAUUCCAAGUGCUACUUCUGUGAAGCAUCCAAACUGCAGAUGGAGAAACCAAAGUGUCACAGAGAUGGGACUAGAUCCAGGAGAACAGGAUUUCAAAGUCCCAUUGCAGAGCUGGAGAAAGAAGGAGGAAUGCAUAUGGGAUAAGAAUGAUGAAAACAGAGACAUUGCUGAAAAAGCCCAGGAUAAAGAAUUCUGUGAGGAGAAAGAUCCAGCCAGGAGUCAUGUGUUUGCUUUGUGCUCCCUCCUAAAAGAUUCUGCUUGGUACAAAAAAGUGUUUUACCCUCAUUGUGAGGCCUCGAUCGAUCCUAGUCCUGAAGGGAGGCUGGAGAGCUCCGAUCUGGUUAGAAACCUUCUGGAGAAACACCGAGGGGAUAUCCCAUUCCACAGCCCUUGUUUCUAUGCAGCCAGGGCCCAAUGUGUGAAGUCCAUCCCAGGCUACAGAGAGCUGGCAUUCCCGGAUUUCUGGGGUCACCAGCCACCUCCUUACAGCAAGCCCGUGCUGGAGCGCAAACAUGGGCUCCAAAGAGACAAAGUCCUUGAUGAUGUUCGCCGCCUAAUCCAGCCGGGGGAUGUGAUAGGAAGAACUGUGUUUGAUUUAGAUGAUCCCAGCAGUCUCUCAGGCCCAGCUGCUCCAGGCUGUCUGACAUUUUUCUCCAAGUUUGAGUCGGGAAACCUUCGGAAGGCGAUCCAAGUGCGUGAGUUUGAGUAUGACCUCAUUAUGAAUGCAGAUGCGAACAGCAGCCAGCACCACCAGUGGUUCUACUUUGAGGUGCGUGACAUGAAGCCGGCGGUUCCCUAUCGCUUCAACAUCAUCAACUGUGAGAAGCUCAACAGCCAGUUUAAUUAUGGCAUGCAGCUGGUCAUGUACUCAGUGAGGGAAGCUCUCCAGGGCAGGCCCCGCUGGACUCGGGCAGGCCAGGAGAUCUGCUACUACAAAAACCACUACCGCUGCAGGAGUGCAGCUGCAGGAGGAGGAGGUGUGAGGAGAAGGUUCUACUACACCCUCACCUUCAGCAUCAAGUUCUCUCACAAAGAUGAUGUCUGCUACCUGGCCUACCACUACCCCUACACCUACUCCACAAUGAUGUCCCAUCUUGAUAUCCUGGAACAAAAUAGGAACCCUAGGAAGGUUUACUGGAGGCAGCAGACGCUCUGCCAGACUCUAGGAGGAAAUCCAUGCCCACUGCUCACAAUCACUGCCAUGCCUGAGUCUAAAAACAGAGAUGACCUGGAGCAUUUCUGCAGCCGCCCUUACGUGUUCCUCACAGCCCGUGUUCACCCUGGGGAGAGCAACGCCAGCUGGGUGAUGAAGGGCACCCUGGAGUUCCUGGUGAGCAGCGAUCCCAUUGCUGAGCUCCUCAGGAAGUGUUUCAUCUUCAAGAUUGUGCCCAUGCUCAAUCCUGAUGGAGUCAUCAAUGGCAACCUUCGUUGUUCACUGAGUGGAGAUGAUCUCAACAGGCAGUGGCUGACACCCAGCUCCCAGCUGCACCCAACAAUUUACCACGCCAAAGGUCUCCUCUACUACCUGAGCAGCAUUGGCCGGGCUCCUCUGGUCUUCUGUGACUACCAUGGGCAUUCCCAGAAAAAGAAUGUGUUUCUCUAUGGCUGCAGCAUUAAAGAGACCUUGUGGCAAGCAGGCUGCAUGGUUGACACAGCAGUUGUCACAGAAGAUGUUGGCUACAGGACUCUUCCCAAAAUCCUGGAUAAAGUGGCCCCUGCAUUUGUCAUGAACAGCUGCAGCUUCCUGGUGGAGAAGUCGCGGGCGUCGACAGCCCGUGUGGUGGUGUGGAAGGAAAUGGGGGUGCUCAGGAGCUACACCAUGGAAAGCACCUACUGCAGCUGCAGCCACGGGCUCUACAGAGGCCUGCAGCUGGGAACGCAGGAGCUGGAGGAGAUGGGAAGCAAGUUCUGCCUUGGUUUGCUGAUUCUGCACCUCAAAUCCCUGCCCUGCAGCAAGGAGCUGAUGGCUCAGGCAGCACUCCUGCUGGAUCUGGAGGAGGAGAUCACAGACAGGGCACAAAGAAGGUGCAGUAACAGCAGCCUGGAGUCUGAUGAUGAACCUCCUUGUGCAGAAGAGAUUGAUUAUGACACUGCCAGUAGCUCUGAUGGUGAAGAGGAAUUCUUGGAGCUAGACCAGGAGAUCCAGGAGUGCCUCUCGUGUGUGGAAGGCGAGACAGAAGAUGAAGGAGUGACCACAGGACAGACAUGCAGCUCCAGGGCUCUGAGGGGGCUCUACAUUUCCAGCCAGCCAGCACCCAACAGCACAGCUCUUCCUCUGGGCUCACCAGCACUCGGCCUGUGCCGUGGGUUUGAGAGCAGUCCUGUGUGAUCAAGGCUGCGACCUGAGGAGCAGCAAGAAAAUGGGUCACUGCUCGUGUUUGCCUGUUUGCCAGCUUCAGCACCCUUCCCAGAUGUGUUGCUCCUGGUUCUGAAUGGAGAGCUGACUGUCUGUUUGUGUAAUUUGUAUACAUACAUCUGCUGAGAACGACUCCUUACACUUUGUACCCAAGGCAGAGCGAGGGGCCACCAGCCCAGGUGGUACCAUGUGAGAUCAUCCAUUCCUAAACGUAACCCCAGCUUCAUGGCUGCCUCAUGGUUUCAUACAGAUUGACCUAAGGAACAGUAUUCUGAGACCAAGGAAUCAGAGAUGAUUCUCUUUUUCUGACUUUAGGCAGCCUUUGCCUGGAGAAGUGACAGUUAUUGAUGCCUUUCAGCAGAGCUCUCUGUUGCCAUUCUCUCUUGAGCUGUAGAGCAUGUCUCUGAUUUCUGUCUGAUCAGAAUUUUUACACUGCAUUCAACAGGUUGGGUCAGGCUGUGCAUAUUUCUGAGAUGGUUGUGUCUCAGCAACAGCAUGGGAAAUCCAAUGUGCCACAGUAAGGACAGCAGCAGUGACAAUUCAUAGUGAUCCUCUAGAAACCUGAGCUAAAUUCACCAAUAGAUUAGUGAUGGUGGCAAAAAUGGCAAAACCCUGGAGUGAAUUUAGCCCAAGCAACAAUCAGAACAGUUUCUUUAAUCUCCAAAUGGAGAAAAAUUAGAUUUCUCCUAAAAUUGCCUCCCAGUUCCUGAGAAUCCAGCACAGACAGAGAACCCAAACAUGUGUUCUGUAUCUCUAAAGCAUGAAGCCAUGUCACUUCAGCUCACACUUCACAUUGCCUGAUCUUGCCAAGUGUCUUAGACUCUGCUGCUGCAAAUGGGGAAUUGCCCUGAAUCCAGACGGAGAUAAUUUUAAGAUGCAAGACGCUCCCAACUCUGUCACUGCUUUGUGAGGCUCAAGGACAAGGAUGAAUGUGCUGAGUGUGUGUAGCA
Molecule: messenger RNA, 4451 nt
Organism: Zonotrichia leucophrys gambelii
Lineage: Eukaryota; Metazoa; Chordata; Aves; Passeriformes; Passerellidae
Gene: AGBL1
Product: AGBL carboxypeptidase 1
Exons: 22
Coding region: 1-3474 (1157 amino acids)
Biological process (GO): proteolysis; protein side chain deglutamylation
Molecular function (GO): metallocarboxypeptidase activity; zinc ion binding
Source: RefSeq, a predicted model, not a curated record